UCAUUUUUAAACAUUAUAAAUCUGAUUAAUAAUUUCCAUUUCUGGUUUUGGUUUAUUCGCUGGCGACAGCCUGUUUCCAACAAAGCUCCCUACCACACUACCCCCACCACCCCUCUAUCUUCUCCCCCAUUUUCCCUCACUCCUCUCUUCCAUCAAUCCCCUCUCUCUCUCUCUCUCUUUCCUUUUUUUCUUUCUGUGCUUAGGGUUCUUUCUUCUUCUCCCCGAUUCUCUCUGGAGACAAGAAGAUUCAGAAUUUGAGCUCUCCAGAUCAAGAUUCUCCCUCUUGAAAUAACGUUGAACAUUGAAUUGGCGUGAACAUAGGUAGAGUUCAUUGUUGAACAAUUGUGAAAAAGGAGAGUGGAAUUGGUGAUCAGAUCUCGAGACUGUUAAUAUAUGGUAGUUUUGAGGUUGAGAGAAGUUAUCAAGAGUAAAUCUGUGAUUUCAUAUGUUUUGAGGAGGAGAAGGUGGAGGAGGAGUGAGGGUUCAUGUGGUAGAGGGGUUUCAGGUCUCCAUGCUGUCAGAGAGCAUGCGUGCAAUUUGUGGUUUGGGUAAUGCCCUAUUCGAGAUUUGCUGUUGAUGCACUAGGUGUAAUUACUAUUAUUCUUGUUUCAAUUUUGGUACUUGUUGGCUUGUAUUGCAUCUUGUACUUGAUCUACUUUCAUACAAAGAUACGUGGGCAAGGGUACAAUCAGCUUGGCUAUUUUCAUGGUCCUUGGAUCAUCAGGAUUACAUUUAUAUUGUUUGCAAUCUGGUGGGGAUUUGGAGAGGUUGUUCGGCUUAACUUGAUUAGAGGUGACGGAAGAUUGUUGAAUGCUCUUAGCUUCAGAUGGCAGGAAAUUGUUUGCAAGUGUUAUAUUGUUUCGAGCUUAGGUUUUGCAGAACCUUGUCUGUACCUCUCCGUCGUGUUUCUACUUCGGGCGUCCUUACAGAAGUCAGGAACUUUAAGCCAGAAAUGGAAUGGCAAAACAGUCGGAUACAUACUUCUCUUUUGCCUCCCAGUUUUUGCUCUACAGCUCGUGCUUAUUUUGGCUGGACCGCAAUUUAAGAAGAAAUACAUGGUCCACUUGCCACAUUAUUUCACUAGUCCGGUUGCGCGAUCUAGAGAUGAUGUUGAUGUUGCACUGUGCACUUACCCUUUGUUCAAUACUUUCUGCCUUGGUCUUUUUGCCAUCAUGCUAACUUCGUAUUUAUUCUGGCUUGGUGGAAGAAUCCUCCAUUUGGUUAUCAAUAGGAGUCUGCAAAAGAGAGUAUACAUGCUAGUGGUAUCCGUUUCAGCUUUCUUUCCUAUAAGGGUUCUAUUACUCGGUUUAACUGUUAAAACACAACCAGAACAUUUACCUUUUCAAGCUCUUGCAUUUUUGGGUUUUGUUUCCUUCUUUUUUUGUAUUGGGAUGGGCAUGUUCAUGCUCAUUAUCAUGCCCAUGCGGGAUUGUUUAGCACUGAAGAAGAGCUCAGAGAGGGAUAUAGAGGCUAGGAGAAGGUUAAUUGAUGAACAAAAUGAUACUGUUUCUCUAAUUGUUAACCAAAGCACCCUCGGAGGAAGUAUGGUGAGCAGUCCUGGGAGAAACUCAGCUGCCUCAACGAAGAGAGGAUCAAUCUCCUUUCGAACAACUGACAAGGAUGCAACCUCAGGGGUGGCCUUUGUGGAACUAAGUGUAUUCUCUCCUAGUCAGCACUCAACACCUCCUGGUUCACCUCAACUUCUUGGCUGGCCUAUGCUUCCACCCUCACAAGCUCAAGGUCCCUUAUAGUUUUCUUGGGCUGUAUCUUUCUUGUAUUCUCCUAUUACUUCAUAUGUGGUGGAUAACUGAAAGGUCACUUUUUUGGGUUUUAAAAAUUGUUUGUGUUCAUUAUAUCUGAGUGAUUUUGAUGUUUGGUACAUUUUUGAUUAAUAACUAUUACUUGCCAACAAGAUUUGAGAGGAGAAAUCUAACAAAAUGGUGUUUGUAUAAAGUGUUCUUUUAUUUG
Messenger RNA from Solanum dulcamara, 1968 nucleotides. RefSeq lists its product as uncharacterized. The coding region runs from base 552 to 1751 and encodes 399 amino acids. NCBI's taxonomy places the organism in Eukaryota, Viridiplantae, Streptophyta, Magnoliopsida, Solanales, Solanaceae. The record is from RefSeq and is a predicted model, not a curated record. The transcript has 2 exons.